Messenger RNA from Drosophila kikkawai, 2408 nucleotides. RefSeq lists its product as uncharacterized. The record is from RefSeq and is a predicted model, not a curated record. Gene Ontology annotation, cellular component: plasma membrane. NCBI's taxonomy places the organism in Eukaryota, Metazoa, Arthropoda, Insecta, Diptera, Drosophilidae. Gene Ontology annotation, molecular function: adenylate cyclase inhibiting G protein-coupled glutamate receptor activity. Gene Ontology annotation, biological process: G protein-coupled receptor signaling pathway.
CGGAGUGAGCGGACGUCUCAGCGCGAGAAUCGAGUGGAGGCAAGCGGAUAACUGAGAACCGAGAGACGAGAAUCCAGAGUCAAGAAUCGAGAAGCGAAGAAAGGAGCUUCGCCGCAGAAGAACCGAAGAAUCGAUCGCGUCGCGGGUUUGUUGAUUUUGUGCGCGUGCGAUUUGUGAGAGAUGCGCCGCAUCUGAGUGCGUUAAGGGUUAAGGGUUAAGGGUCGCGAAGGAUUAAGGGUGCACUCCAACCAAUGGCUGGAAGACGCCACCUGCUGGUGAUCCUGCUGCUGAUCCUGCAGCUGAUCGCCACCACGCCGGCGUCGCGCAGCCUCAGCGUAAAUGGGAACAACAUUUGGCGGCGAGUGCGCCUGGUGACAAACCAGGAGUCCGAGCGCAACGCCUACCAGGUGCUCAAGCCGAGCAGCAGGAAUGCCAGCAGCACCACCACCACCACUAGUACCAGUACCACUACCAGUACGAGUACCACAACCACGAGUACAACUCCUGCAACUCCUCCAUCACAGCGUUCAGCCAAACAAUUGGAUCUCAACUUCCCGGGCGGCAAUGUGUCGAGUGCUGCCCGGCUGGAAAUGUCCACGGAAUUCUUUGUGGUGCCCACGCUCUCCUCCAGCAGACCCACCAGCAGCAGCAGCUCCACCACACCGGCCACGCCUACACGAAGUCUGGGGGCCAGGGCGAGAUCAGCUGGGACCAGCUCCUCAGGCAGACUACCUCCGGGGGGCAGCAGCAGCGGCACCUUCAAUAGCACACCGCCCAGCGUAGUGUCCACGCAUCUGCCCUUCGCCGGGCUGCGCAAGGAGCCGUGGGUGGUGCCCGUGCUCGUCCUGGCCACCCUCACGAUGCUGAUGAUGGGCGCCUUCGAGAUCUUCGUCCUCUUCAAGGCCUGGCGCACCUCGCCGUCGCGACGACACCUCUUCCUUGGCCAGAUGCUGCUUCUGGGACUCUUUGCCUGCGCCAGUCUGGGAGCUAUCAUCACGGCCCAGCCUACACUGCUCAGCUGUGGAGCGAUUCGCUUUGGCGUGGGUGUGGCCUACGCCCUGGUCUUCGCCGCUCUCCUGGUCAAGUGCGUCUUCCUGAUCAGCCUGAACGGGGGAGUCUACCUGCCGGCUCCGUACCAAGGACUUCUUCUGCUCUUCGCCCUGCUCAUCCAGGUGGCCAUCGGUGGCCAGUGGCUGCUAACCCAACCGCCUGAGGUGUACACCACCAGUGUGCCCGUAAUGGGCAGCGGAUUUCUCAGUACCACGGUGGCCUCGCAGACAAAUUACUCGGCAUUGUUCUACCCCACAUCCUACACAACGCUGGACGGCACUCCGGAGAUAUACACCCGGAUAGCGGCGGUCAGCACAGUGCUGAUCCCGCUGUGCAAGACCCAGUUCUCGGAGCUGCUUUUCUCGCUGAUCUACAUCGUCUUCCUGAUCGUCUUCAUCGCCGUGCUGGCCAUCAAGUCGCGCGGCAUACGGGACAACUACCGGGAGGCCACCUACAUUGGCCUGGCCAUCGGCGGUGCCAUUCCCAUCUGGCUGGGCUGGAUGCUGUGCGGCCUGGCGGUGGCCGAGCGGCACAAGGACGCCUGCAUCGCCUUCGGACUGGUGGCCACCUCGGCCACCGUCUUCCUGGUGAUGUUCAUGCCCAAGGGCAGGCAGCUGGCGGCCAUGGGCAAGGAGGGCCUGUACGUGGAGGACCGCGAGGAGCAAUUCAGCUCGCUGAGCCGCGCCGGAUCCGGCUACUCGCCGUCUUUCUUCCACUUCAAGCCCAUCAAAUACGGCGUGAUGAGCGGCUGCGGGCUGCCCAACUCGGCCUCGAACACGGGCCAAGGACUCAGCUCCAAACACUGCUCCAGUGCCAACAACGGAGGUGAUCGGGUUGCUCUGGUCACCGCCGCACCGCCGAGCUAUACGCGUAUGUAUCACUACUUUCCAGCACACCUGAGUCCGCACCCGUUCUGCUAUUAUCCACCCGCACCACCGCCCCCACUGCCACCGCUGCCGCCGCAGCCACCGCCACAGCAGCAGGCGCACGCCGCACCGCCCACGCUCACGCCGCUGACCCUCAAGCAGCUGGGCAACUCGCUAACCUCCAUGACACAAGCGGCGCAAUUGGCCAAAACGUUGCGCUAUGCGCCAGGCAUGUUUAUACGACCCGACGAAACGAAUCUCUACACGACGCUGGAGCCCACGUUGAGCAGCAACCCGAAUGUGUACUUCCAGCGCAGCGGGGCCGUUCAUCCCGGCAUCCUGUACUAAGCUGGACAGAAGGAUGUCCUUUAGCAGGACAUCGCUAUGAAAGUACCGAGCAUCGAGAACACUGGAACUGAGUAUUUUUUCACCUAACAUUAAGUUACGGCUCCCAAGGAGCAGCAAUAAGCGAAUUGAUAUAUUCCCCGAUCA